Molecule: messenger RNA, 1110 nt
Organism: Paramecium tetraurelia
Lineage: Eukaryota; Ciliophora; Oligohymenophorea; Peniculida; Parameciidae
Exons: 5
Source: RefSeq, a predicted model, not a curated record
AUGGGAACUUGUUGUGGUACCUAAGGACCACAUACUGGGAGUCUUUUUGAAUUCUCCACUCUCACAUAUUACUCUCGUAAUGCGAUUAUUAUUUAGAGAGCAUAUCGAAAGUGGAAACACAAAAAAGAAGAAUAGGAGAAUCGUCUAAUCAUCACCAUUGAUAGUCAGCAUAGCAAUGAACCUCCUCCAUAAGAAACUGUUGUAAUUGAUAAACCAGUCGAAGUUGUUGAAUAGAUUAUUGAUCAUUCCCCUUAAAAUGCUAUUAAGGUAGAUCGCAAAUGUAGUGAAUAUUCAACAAUCGUAAGUAAUCUCAUCUUUAGAAUUGGUAAUUUUAAUUACAAGGAAUAUGCAAAAUAACUGAGUUACACAGACGAAGAACUCGCAUUGCCUCAUCUGGAUCCCUUUCAACUAUAAGAUGGCACUGUGUAUGUUGGUUAAUGGAAAUUGGGAUUGCGUCAUUGUAAAGGUAGAGCAAUCUUCCAGGAUAAGAGCAUCUACGAGGGCUUCUGGAAAGAUGAUUAGAUGUGGGGAUAUGGCAGACUUAUUUUAGGAACAGGAGACUAUUAUGAAGGUGAAUUUUUAAGGAAUAUGGCCAAUGGGAAAGGCAAACAAGUUACUACCUUAGGAUAUAUGUAUGAGGGUGAUUGGGUGAAUGACAAACAGUAGGGUGAAGGCAUCGAACAAUAUCCGGAUGGUACGAAUUUCAAAGGAAAGUUCGUUGAUGGUAUGAAGACGGGUUUUGGAGAAUUUCACUUUUAAGAUGGGUCAAGUUAUGUUGGACAAAUCAUAGAAAAUAAAUUUAAUGGGAAAGGUGUCUUUAAAUUUGCUGAUGGUAGACAAUAUGAAGGACAAUGGAAGAAUAAUCAGAUGGAUGGGUAUGGUACAUUCACAUGGCCUGAUGGGAGAUAGUAUGAUGGAUAUUAUGUCAAGGAUAAGAAACAAGGCUUUGGAGACUUUACUUACCAGGAUGGGUCUAUGUACAAGGGGAAUUGGUUUGAAGGGAGGGAACAUGGAAAUGGCACAUUUUAUUCGAAAAGCGGACUGUGUAGAGAGGGGGAGUGGUUGAAUGGCAAACGAGUGAAAUGGCUGGGCCAGUAUUAGACAGCUUGA